Messenger RNA from Myotis myotis, 1522 nucleotides. RefSeq names its product keratinocyte associated protein 3 (gene KRTCAP3). Bases 90 to 812 code for a protein of 240 amino acids. The transcript has 7 exons. The record is from RefSeq and is a predicted model, not a curated record. NCBI's taxonomy places the organism in Eukaryota, Metazoa, Chordata, Mammalia, Chiroptera, Vespertilionidae.
UUCAGGUGGUGCUGGGGCGGAACUGGCCCGCGAGCGGGGGCGGGGCUGCGGCAGGUAGAGCUGCCCGGCGGCGGGCGCGGAAGGACGCGAUGAGGGGCUGCCGCCUCUGCAGAUUCGACGCAGUCCGGGGCCCUCGGCGGCUUAUGCGCGUGGGCCUCGCGCUGAUCCUCGUGGGCCACGUGAACCUGCUGCUGGGGGCCGUGCUGCACGGCACCGUCCUGCGGCACGUAGCCAACCCCCGCGGUGCGGUCACCCCCGAGUACACCGCUGCCAAUGUCAUCUCCGUGGGCUCCGGGCUGCUGAGUGUUUCCUUGGGCCUUGUGGCCCUCGUGGCGUCCAGGAAUCUCCUUCAACCACGACUGCACUGGGCCCUGCUGGCAGUAGCUCUGGUGAACCUGCUCUUGUCCACCGCCUGCUCUCUGGGCCUCCUCCUCGCGGUGUCACUCACUGUGGCCAAUGGUGGCCGCCGGCUUAUUGCCGACUGCCAUCCAGGACUGCUGGACCCUUUGCUACCGCUGGACCAGGGGCCUGGACACGCUGACUGCCCUUUUGACCCCACAAGAAUCUAUGAUACAGCCUUGGCUCUCUGGAUUCCUUCUUUGCUCAUGUCUGCAGCGGAGGCUGCUCUGUCUGGUUACUGCUGUGUGGCAGCACUCACCCUCCGUGGGGUUGGGCCUUGCAGGAAGGAAGGGCUACAGGGGCAGCUGGAGCAAUUGACAGAGCUUGAUCAUCCUAAAUGUAGAGAGCAGGAUAAUGAGCAGCUACUGGAUCAAAAUCAAGAAAUGCAGGCAUCACAGAAAAGUUGGGCUUAGGACAGGUGCUGAUCCAGAAGCUCAGUCCACAGGGCUUUCCACUGACCCCCAGGAUGAUAUAAAUACUGUAAUAAAAGAACUCUUCCACUUGACUCUGAUUUGGGGGGAAAGGGCACUGGGUGACCUUAAUUAAAGAAUACAGUGGUCUCUGCUAGUUACAAGAGUUUAAUGAGGAAAGAACUUAAUAUUCUUCCCUGAGCUCUACCAGUUAUUGAAAGGAAAAGCUGGUGCUGGGUAUCCCUCCACACCACUCACUGAUGAAUUUCAGCACAUCCUGGCACACUGGACUGUGCGAGGUCUGUAAGCAAAUAGAAAGAACAUCAGAGGAACUCAUCAGUGCUGAGAAAAACAUUCCUGCUAUAAAGAAAAUGAGCUCCAUCAGUAUGGGCAGCAGGCAGCAGCAUGCACCUGCCUUCUUGACAAUCCCACCAUCCUCCUAGUUUGUUUUCUUCAGUGCGAUAUUCUCCCUGCCCCAUCAUUCAAGUCUCCCCGCUCUAACCUUGAUAGCCAUAAGGAACUUAUUCCAGUUGUCCUUGUUAACUGCCGUCCCUGGCCGCUUAAAGUCAAUUUUGUUCCUCAGAAUGGGGUAUCCUGUAGGGGAAGGAAAAAAAGAUGAACUGGGGUUUGAGCGGGAUUGAGGGAGAAAACAGUAAUUUAGGGGUAGGGAUGUUCUUGUCUUCUGCAUCCUUUACUAAAUCAGUAAAAUAGUG